Elephantulus edwardii (Cape elephant shrew) is the source of this 1620-nucleotide messenger RNA. RefSeq names its product RNA-binding region (RNP1, RRM) containing 3 (gene RNPC3). The coding region runs from base 59 to 1606 and encodes 515 amino acids. NCBI's taxonomy places the organism in Eukaryota, Metazoa, Chordata, Mammalia, Macroscelidea, Macroscelididae. The transcript has 14 exons. Gene Ontology annotation, cellular component: U12-type spliceosomal complex. Gene Ontology annotation, biological process: mRNA splicing, via spliceosome. The record is from RefSeq and is a predicted model, not a curated record. Gene Ontology annotation, molecular function: U12 snRNA binding; protein binding; pre-mRNA intronic binding.
UGCCGCAGUUUCCACUGCAGUUUCCCUUGGUGUCCCUGUUGCAUUUUCUCCUAGGAAAAUGGCGGCCCCCGAGCAGCCCCUGCCCAACUCAAGAGGUUACCAGAGCUCUUCACCUUCGCCGCCGCGCGGUGACCGAACCCUUCUGGUGCGGCACCUUCCCGCGGAGCUGACCGCAGAGGAGAAAGAGGACUUGCUCAAGUACUUCGGCGCGCAGUCGGUCCGCGUUCUGUCAGAUAAGGGGCGACUGAAACAUACAGCUUUUGCUACUUUCCCCAAUGAAGGCACAGCUCUAAAGGCACUCACAAGACUUCAUCAGCUGAAACUUUUAGGGCAUACUUUAGUUGUUGAAUUUGCAAGAGACCAAGGUCAAAGUCAUUCUUUAUCUCCUUCAAACAGUGAAAAAAGGAAAAGGUCUGAUGACCCUAUGGAAGAUGAUAAAGAAAAGAAAGAAGUUGGUUUUUUAACAGUAGAAAAUGGAAUUGCACCAAAUCAUGGACUGACCUUUCCUCUUAAUUCAUGCCUGAAAUAUAUGUAUCCACCACCUUCUAGCACAAUCUUAGCAAAUAUAGUGAAUGCCUUGGCAAGCGUGCCUAAGUUCUAUGUUCAGGUGCUUCAUCUUAUGAAUAAAAUGAAUUUGCCCACACCUUUUGGACCAAUUACUACACGACCUCCCCUGUAUGAAGAUUAUAUGCCAUUGCAUGCACCUCUUCCACCAACAUCUCCUCAACCACCUGAGGAGCCUCCUCUGCCAGAUGAGGAUGAGGAAUUAUCAAGUCAAGAGUCAGAAUAUGAAAGCAGUGACGAUGAGGACCGACAAAGAAUGACAAAACUGAUGGAACUAGCAAAUCUUCAGCCUAAAAGACCAAAACCAGUAAAGCAACACCAUGUGAGGAAAAAACGAAAAAUAAAAGAUAUGUUAAAGACACCUUCAUCUGUUUCACACAGUAAUUUACAUCCGGUGCUGUUACCUUCAGACGUAUUUGACCAACCACAACCUGUAGGUAAUAAAAAAAUUGAAUUCCAUAUAUCUACUGGCAUGCCUGGAGCAACUAAGAAAGAUUUAGAAAAGGAAGAAAAUUGUGAGGAAGAAAAUCACGAUUUGUCUGAUACUGAAGUUGAUACAACUAAUGUAGGAUUUGGAAAAAUCUUCCCAACACCUAAUUUGAACAUCACAGAAGAUGUUAAAGAAGACUCUGAUGAAAUGCCUUCAGAAUUUAUUUCUAGGAAAGAGUUGAAAAAGGGCAAAAUCUCUAAAGAAGAAAUGGAAACACUUUCAAUUUUCAGAAGUUAUGAACCUGGUGAACCAAACUGUAGAAUAUAUGUAAAGAAUUUAGCCAAACAUGUACAAGAAAAGGACCUUAAAUAUAUUUUUGGAAGAUACGUUGACUUUUCAUCAGAAACAGAACGGAUUAUGUUUGAUAUUCGCUUGAUGAAAGAAGGCCGCAUGAAAGGACAAGCUUUUAUUGGGCUUCCAAAUGAAAAGGCAGCAGCCAAAGCGUUAAAGGAAGCGAAUGGAUAUGUUCUUUUGGGAAAACCAAUGGUGGUUCAGUUUGCUCGCUCUGCUAGACCAAAACAAGAUUCCAAAGAUGGAAAGAGAAAAUGUUAAACAUUAGUAAAGGU